Messenger RNA from Insectozyma verbasci, 240 nucleotides. The record is from the annotation of a GenBank genome assembly. NCBI's taxonomy places the organism in Eukaryota, Fungi, Ascomycota, Pichiomycetes, Serinales, Debaryomycetaceae.
AUGGCAGGUACAUUACAUCCAGAUCCACAAUUUGAAAAAUUCAAUACUGCAAAGGAAAAAUUAGGUCAUUAUUUUAGAUUUAAACCAAGAUCUGUUCUUUUUAAUAUUAUAUAUAUGGGUAUUAUACCUAUUGGUUUAACUAUUUCUGCUUAUAAUGUCGAUGGUAAAAAAAUGUUGGAUAGAUUUAGACAUAAACCAAUAUUAAAUAAAGAAUAUGUACCAAGAGAUAAAGAUUUGUAA